Messenger RNA from Pipistrellus nathusii (Nathusius's pipistrelle), 462 nucleotides. NCBI's taxonomy places the organism in Eukaryota, Metazoa, Chordata, Mammalia, Chiroptera, Vespertilionidae. The record is from the annotation of a GenBank genome assembly.
AUGAUCAUUACCACAUGGAUUGCCUACAUUCUCACCCGGAAAACUGUAGGGUGGCCCUUCCCACCAAAAACCAGUUCGGACAUUGAAGUUGUGGAAACUGAGGCUGUGUCUGUAGUAGAGCACUGGUUGAAAAAAACUGAAGAAGAGGCUUCCCAGGAUAUAAAGGAGAAGAUGGCCAUGAACUCCCCUCCCAUCCAAGGCGAAGGUGUCCAUGUGACCAGAGACGUGGUGAAGCACCGUCUCUCCAAGAACGAUUUGUUAACCAGCCCAAGUCAAGAUGUCCUGGAGGAAAGGACAAGAAUUCAGUUCAUAAGAUGGAGCCAUACCCGGAUCUUCCAAGUGCCCAGCGAGGUGAGCCAGGAAGUUGUGCGGCAACGAAUAGAGCAGGUGAGACGAAGCUUAUGCCAGCUUUCGGAUGAAUCAUCUCAGGAUUUUGACAGAUGUUCCUACUCAGAGUGCUGA